GCUUGUCUAGGUAAUAUAUACGAUACAAAAUGGACGAUAGCGAAAGAGCUAUGGAAAUAGAUGCGCUCUCCGCCAUAUUUAUGGAAGGCGAAGAGUUGCAAAUUAUCAACGAAAAUGAAAUUGUGAUUACUUGUGACCCAAGAGGGCAUGAUGAGUCACAUAGUUGCUCUAUGAUAAUCAAGUUUACGUUACCGGAUGGCUACCCAGGAGAGGAUUCUCCGCAAUAUAAGGUUAUAGACGCUGUCAGAGUUAGCGAUGAGGAUAUGGAAACUAUAGUAGGCAUCAUAGAAGAUGUAAUAGAGCAAAAUCGUGGGAUGCCGGUACUAUACACUAUUAUAGAAGCAGUCAACGAACACCUGGCAAUUUGCGCUCAAAGAUCGGAACAGAGUGAAGCCAACAGUGUUCAAACGGCCGAUGAUGACACAUCAGCUAAUGUAGACACCGGGUUACAGAUAAAGCAGCUAUGCCCCGAAACGGAGCGGGUAACUAAGGAAAUGUUUGAAGAAUGGAGUGCGAAGUUCAGAUUAGAGAUGAUCCAGAAAGGUGUGUGGCGUGAUAUCGACGCGGCAUCGAGCAAGGGUCAAAUGACAGGAAAGGAAAUAUUUGAAGCCAAACCUGAGAAUAUAGAUUUAGGUGAAAAUGGAAAUGUGUUCUGGAACAACGAGGCGCUCUAUGAGGAUGACAUUGAUGUAGAGGCACUGGAGUAAUGUAUUAGGUGGUGCAACUUU
Molecule: messenger RNA, 728 nt
Organism: Babesia bovis T2Bo
Lineage: Eukaryota; Apicomplexa; Aconoidasida; Piroplasmida; Babesiidae
Product: RWD domain containing protein
Exons: 5
Coding region: 30-707 (225 amino acids)
Biological process (GO): cytoplasmic translation
Molecular function (GO): protein binding
Source: RefSeq, a predicted model, not a curated record